CAUUUGCAUACUCGCAAUAGGUUUGUCGUGCCCCUCUAACAAACCGAGCGUUUUUCAUUAACUGUACGACUACAAGUAGCAACUGUAAAUCACCGAGGACUUACCAACGACAACUACUGUUUCUUGUAAGAAUGGCCGAUCAAUUAACAGAAGAACAGAUUGCAGAAUUUAAGGAGGCUUUCUCAUUAUUCGACAAAGAUGGCGACGGCACCAUCACCACCAAGGAACUUGGAACUGUGAUGAGAUCCUUGGGACAGAACCCAACGGAAGCAGAACUUCAGGAUAUGAUCAAUGAAGUCGAUGCUGAUGGUAAUGGCACCAUAGAUUUCCCAGAAUUUCUCACCAUGAUGGCCAGGAAAAUGAAGGAUACUGACACUGAAGAAGAAAUCCGAGAAGCUUUCCGAGUAUUCGAUAAAGACGGCAACGGUUUCAUCAGCGCUGCUGAACUCAGGCACGUUAUGACGAAUCUAGGCGAGAAGCUGACAGACGAAGAAGUCGACGAAAUGAUCCGAGAAGCCGACAUCGACGGUGACGGCCAAGUCAAUUACGAAGAAUUUGUAAAGAUGAUGACCUCAAAAUAAAAUUCUCAUGUCCAGCAGUCCACUAAGCUAGUUUUAAGCAAAUUCAAAGUUUUUGAACAUGAUCAAUCUUUUUUCCACUACCAAGUCCGGUACCAACUACAAGAAGCACUAACAUUUCCUGAACUUUGUAUAGAGUUUACUAUCACAGAAUAGUUGGUAAGCUGACAGCUUGCGGAGCGGGCCCCUUGCUACUUUAACCCUGUUAACCCUCAAAUGUUAUUUUUAUAUCAAUAGCAUAAAAAUACUGAUAGCGUUUGGCGUUGUAACUAUAAAUGGUUGGUUCAUAACAUUUUUCUACUUAAAAACUGUACGUAAAGAAAUGCUAAUAAAAUAUUACUUAGAAAAAUGAA
Molecule: messenger RNA, 931 nt
Organism: Anneissia japonica
Lineage: Eukaryota; Metazoa; Echinodermata; Crinoidea; Comatulida; Comatulidae
Product: calmodulin
Exons: 6
Coding region: 132-581 (149 amino acids)
Molecular function (GO): calcium ion binding; enzyme regulator activity
Source: RefSeq, a predicted model, not a curated record